UCUGGGAUGGCCCUCAGUUUCCUCAUAAACAACAUGUGUCACUCCCUUGAACCUACAGGCGGGGAAUGCGUGUAUCUACUGAUCUGACGUUAUCAAGGUUCCCUUGCCCACUGAAUCUCAAACUCCUUUGAGAUUCAGUGGGCACCCAAUCCUACGCUCGCCCUCAAUACCGUCUCAACCUUCAUACUCUCUCAAGGAUAUCUCUAGCGGAUGGUCACGACUAUGGCAUCAACAUCUUUUACUCCUUAUCAUUCAUCGCCACUUGCUUCCUCUGCUGAGCACCGCGCAUCAUCGCCCUCGACCCUUCGACGCACUGCCAAACUCUGGGACGAAUACGAAAGACGAGCCAUCGAAAACGCAAAGAGAAGGGAAACAACAUGCGGAACUCCUCUUCAAACCCCGUCAUCUCAGCGCUUCUCCAACGGCACCUUGGUCGACAUCAUCAAGAGCUACGACCCAACCGCAUCCGCAGCUUCAACCCCUAAACUCGACUUCGACUUUCCCCUCCGAAACCACCGACACAGCACUCCUUCCACAUCCGUACCCACAACCGGAGUUGCAGUCGCGAUAUGUAAAGCCUGCAAAGAUCCUAUUGAUUCUACAUCCGGAGUCUGCGAAGCCUGCAUGAAGACCAUAAUCAUUUCUCCCUCUUCCAGCCCAUCUACACCCCUCCUGAGUCCCUGUAGUCGAAACUUCGCAUCCACGGACCUCCCGAAACUACAUAAAGAGUCCGCUUCCGGUAGCACCACGCCGGCCGCUUCCUCUUCUCCAGGACGGAAGACCUACCGUCCAACCUCGCAACUCACCGAUCCUCCUAUCCGGCUCUCCUCCCUACACGCCCUCGAACCCAAGAAGCCUUCGCCCUAUUCAGCAACAACCUCGUCCCAGCAAUCGACCCGUAAAGCCUCCCUCACCGAUCCGAACGAACCUUUUCUCCGCCUGCAACUUUCUCGGAAACCGCUCCCUGCUACUCCCCACCCCUUAGCGCCAAGCACACCAUCCUCAGCUGGGCGUCCUUCUCCAGACUCGGGCAGACGCAAGCGCCCCUCGAGUUUGAAGCCGGUUCCUACGCCACCGCAGCGUGAGCAGGGGCAUGGCCACGCGCACGCGCAUUCCGUGUCGCAUCUUCCCGCGUGGUCUCUGCACUCGUCAUCAUCUCAUCCGUCGCCUCAUUACCAACCCUCUACCAGCCUUCACCACCAUCCCGUAUACCACUACCCUGGCUCGACAAGAACAUCUGCACCCGCCUCGCUCAACCGCGCCUCCUACAUCCAGAAUGCAGUGUCCGCGUGGGAUGACUGGGAUUCUGAUGAUGAGGAGGAAGACAAGGUUGGGCUGGUGGGGUAUUGGAAAGGAAGGGUUUGGAGGGGGAGUAGUGGCAGUUUGGCAGCGGGUGGUCAUGGAGAGGAGAAGCAGACGAAAGCCCGGGGAAAAAAGAAGGCCAAAGAGGGCAAUGGAGCGAAAAGUGAGGAGGAGGAGGAGCAGUCAGGAGCAAAUGGGAAAAAGGGGAAGAAGGAGAAGAGGAGGAGUGUGUUUGUCAGGGUGAUGAGUUGUGGGUGGUUGCACGGUUGUGGAGGGGAGGGGCGGUAGACAGUAGGUGAGGGUAAAGGACUGGGAGUAGGAUAUCGAAACUGCUGUUUGGCCUUGGACCGUUUUCAUCGGAAUAGGGGCAACGAAUGAGGUUUCUGGCGUAUUCGUUUAUGAGAAAUGGGUUAUGCGACGCACAUGAGGUAACGACGGGAAUGGCUACUGGGACAAGGAACAAAAGUAUGGAGCACACGCGGGAUUCUCGAAAUGGUUUUCGAUCUCUACAGGCUAGGAUAUCCUACUACACGCUCAAGGCUCAUGUUAUAAGUGAUUCUCGGCUGCGCUAUGCAAAUCUCUCCCCAACCCGCCACCCCUUCACGAACGCCCUGACCCCUUCCACUCCCUCACUCCCUCAUCCCAACCCUCAUUCUCCGCCACGGCCCACUCCACAGCCGCACCCACGUCUUCCACAAUCUUACUCGGCCGAUGCGCCGGCUCUGUGCCCUUCGUGUAC
This is a messenger RNA of Westerdykella ornata, 2041 nucleotides long. RefSeq lists its product as uncharacterized. Lineage: Eukaryota; Fungi; Ascomycota; Dothideomycetes; Pleosporales; Sporormiaceae. The record is from RefSeq and is a predicted model, not a curated record. The transcript has a single exon. The coding region runs from base 211 to 1590 and encodes 459 amino acids.